This is a messenger RNA of Octodon degus (degu), 3177 nucleotides long. RefSeq names its product zinc finger protein 709-like. Gene Ontology annotation, biological process: negative regulation of transcription by RNA polymerase II. Lineage: Eukaryota; Metazoa; Chordata; Mammalia; Rodentia; Octodontidae. The record is from RefSeq and is a predicted model, not a curated record. Gene Ontology annotation, molecular function: DNA-binding transcription repressor activity, RNA polymerase II-specific. The transcript is spliced from 4 exons. The coding region runs from base 73 to 2571 and encodes 832 amino acids.
CUUCUUUUAAAGAGCUGCUCACGUGGUCCUCCACACUGGUCAGCGACACACCUGGAGUUGUGUUUAUUUCAUAUGGAGGCAGUGACCUUCGAGGACGUGGCUCUGAACUUCUCUAGGGAGGAGUGGGCGUUGCUGGAUCCAUCCCAGAGGAAGCUCUACAGAGAUGUGAUGUGGGAAAACUUCAGGAACCUGGCUUCCAUAGGAAGGAUCUCAGGUGCACAAAACAUUGAAGAUGAGCAUAGCAGUUGCGGGAAAAUUCCAAGAAGUGUAGGUAUGGAGAAAUCCUCUCAAUAUAAAUUAUUGUAUCGACAUGAAGAAAUAAAUUCUCAGACUCCAGAUCUAGAUGUGCACAUGAAAGUUAUUGAUGUGAAAACUGGUGAAAGCCUUUCCUAUAGAAGGGCUCAUGAUGAUCAUUCAUCGGUACAUGGGCCCACCAUGGCUAACACUGCACUCAAACCACACAGGAAUCAGGGAUUUCAAGGGAACUUGCCUACCUGUAACAAACAUGGGAAAGCCUGCACAAAACUGCAGUCUUGUCAAUCUUGUCAGAAAUGUGCAAAGACAAUUCCUGGGGAGAAGACCCAAAAAUAUUUGACAUGUGAAAAAUCUUCCUCUCAUUUCACUGAAGAAAGUACCAUUGAAGAGGAACCGGAUGCCAAAUCAUGCAUUAAAGACAAUAAUAUUCUAAUUGAUGAAAUAGGUGACAGGGAGAUGACUGUGUAUAUGUACACACCAUGUGGAGAAGGUUGUAAUUCUCAUGAGAAUAUCCAGACACAUGAAAAACCUAACUAUACAGAAAACAUCCAUGAGAGUAAAUACCAAGGAAAAUCCUUCAAUAACACUUCAGUGAGUAAUCCUGAAAGAAUUCACACCGGAGUGAAACCUUAUGUAUGUAACCAGUGUGGGAAAGCUUUCAGCAGAUGCAGUGAUUCCAAAAAACAUGAACAAACUCACACUGGGGAGAAACCUUAUGUAUGUGAGCAAUGUGGGAAAGCUUUCAGCACCCGUGCUUAUUGUAAAAUACAUGAAAAGAGCCACACUGGGGAUAAGCCCUAUGUAUGUCAGCACUGUGGGAAAACUUUUACAACUCACAGGGCUUGCAAAGUCCAUGAACGAGCACACACUGGAGACAAACCCUAUGUAUGCAGGCACUGUGGAAAAGCUUUCAGCACCUCUGGUUAUUGUAAAAUACACGAAAAGAGCCACACUGGGGACAAACCCUAUGUAUGCGAGCACUGUGGAAAAGCUUUUACAACUCACAGGGCUUGCAAAGUCCAUGAACGAGCACACACUGGAGACAAACCCUAUGUAUGCAGGCACUGUGGAAAAGCUUUCAACACCCCUGGCUAUUGUAAAAUACAUGAAAAGAGCCACACUGGGGACAAACCCUAUGUAUGCGAGCACUGUGGGAAAACUUUUACAUCUCACAGUGCUUGCAAAGUCCAUGAACGAGCACACACUGGAGACAAACCCUAUGUAUGCAGGCACUGUGGAAAAGCUUUCAACACCCCUGGUUAUUGUAAAAUACAUGAAAGAAUUCACACUGGGGAAAAACCCUAUGUAUGCCAUCAAUGUGGGAAAGCGUUUAGCAGGAUAAGUCAGUGUAGAGAACAUGAAAGGAUUCAUAGUGUAGAGAAAGGCUAUCCAUGUAAGCACUGCGGCAGAGCAUUCAACACCCGUGUUUAUUGUGAAAUCCAUGAAAGAAGUCACACUGGGGAAAAACCCUAUGUGUGUAAGCAUUGUGGGAAAGCUUUUAGCAGGAGAAGUAAAUGUAAAGAACAUGAAAGGAUUCACACGGGGGAGAGACCCUAUGCAUGUAAGCACUGUGGGAAAGCCUUUCGCACAAAAAGUCAUUGCAACGGACAUGAAAGGAUUCACACCACAGAGAAAGCCUAUGUAUGUAAGCAUUGUGAAAAAGCUUUCAGCACCCGAGCUUAUUGGGAAAUACAUGAAAGAACACACACAGGGGAGAAACCCUAUGCAUGUCAGCAAUGUGCUAAAGCUUUCAUCACAAAAACCCAUUGUCGAGUACAUGAGAGAAGUCACACUGGGGAGAAACCCUAUGUGUGUCAGCAGUGUGGAAAAGCUUUCAGCACAAAGAGUCUUCGUCGAGUACAUGAAAGAACGCACACUGGGGAGAAACCUUAUGCAUGUCAGCAAUGUGCUAAAGCUUUCAGCACAAAAAGUGUUUGUCAAGUACAUGAAAGAAGUCACACUGGUGAGAAACCCUAUGUAUGUAAGCAGUGUGGAAAAGCUUUCAAUACAAAUGGCGCUUGCCAGUCACAUGAAAGGAGUCAUACUGGCGAGAAACCAUAUGUGUGUAAGCAGUGUAGUAAAGCUUUUACAACAAAAGCUAGAUUGCAAGUACAUGAAAGAGCUCACAUUGCAGAGAAGCCUUAUAUAUGUAAGCAGUGUGGGAAACCUUUCAGCAGAAAAUGUAAUUUGCAGGUACAUCAAAGGGUUCACACAGGUGAGAAACCCUAUGUAUGUGAACACUGUGGGAGAGCUUUUGGUUCAAGACAGUAUUGUAAAGUACAUGAAAGGACUCACUUAAGAGUCCUAUGCAUGUGAGCAAUAUGGCAAAUCUUUCAGCACAUACAAAUAUUAUCAGGUUUAAGAGGACUUGCUGCAGAGAAAAAUCUAUACAUGUGAGCAGUGUGGAAAAGCUUUCAUCAUGUAGUCAUUGAAGGACUUGAAAGGACUCACACUGGAGAGGAAAAUGCUACAAAAGCCACAAGAAGGCUUUCAGCACAAAGUACAACUGUAAAAUGUAAAGACUCACACUUGGGUUAAACACCAUGUACGUAAACACUGUAGAAAGCUUUCAGUAGAAAAGUCAUUGGAAAGGAAAUGAAAGGAAUGAUCCUGCAGAGAAACCCAUGGCAUGUAAGUAAUGUCAGAAAGUUUUUGGCAUGCAAAGUGUUUGAACAACACAUAAGCACUGCUGAAAUGUUCUCUGUAAGUAAUGUGUGACUCCAUAUAGUACUCAGAGGUAUUGUGAGAUAUAGAAGGAACUCUCCCAUAGGAGAAUGACUAAAGAAUAAACCAAAGCCUUCUCAGUGCACUAAGCAUCAUACACAGUCAAAAGUAAGAAUAGAAACUGAAUAUAUAAGAUGCCUUAGCUGGCAAGACAGCUCAGUGGACUAAGUGCCUGCUUUAGCAAGUGGAGGGACCAGG